This is a messenger RNA of Siniperca chuatsi (mandarin fish), 1841 nucleotides long. RefSeq lists its product as uncharacterized. Bases 1016 to 1645 code for a protein of 209 amino acids. The transcript is spliced from 4 exons. NCBI's taxonomy places the organism in Eukaryota, Metazoa, Chordata, Actinopteri, Centrarchiformes, Sinipercidae. The record is from RefSeq and is a predicted model, not a curated record.
CGACGGGUGAUGAAAUCAGACCGCAUGUGGUUUUACCCACCAGAACCUCCCGGCUAUGUCAGCGGUGCUCUGCCAACUCCACAGCUCUUUUUUCGUCUUUGUGUGGCGCCCUGUUGGAGUGUGGAGGUACUCCCUGAAGUGUCUUCGAGGUGAUGAGUGUGUGGGUAGAGGACGGAAUGUGUACCUUUACAAGUCUGGCUACCAUCACCGGGUACGUCACAUCUGGGAUGUGUCCAGCUGGUACACAGUGCUCACUGAGGUCCUGUGCUGCGGACAUUGUACAUAGGCAGCCAGGAGCAGAGAAAGUGGCACAGUGGGUCGGUGGCUUGCGUGGGAUCUCGCUAUUUUAUCACAACUUAGUGAGGCUCAUCAAACUAUGUUCCCUGCCAUCCUCACCCGCAAGUAACAUAAUGUGUGCAUUUAACAAACUUGAAAAUAGUCACUCAAAACAACCUCAACAUAUUGAUUGUGACUCUCCUAACAGGUGUGGUGUCGUUAGGAAUGGUGUGCGCCUUCUGAGGGACCGGACAGAAGGGAACACUAUGGUCAAGGUGUGGCGGCAGAUACAGGAGAAUCACGUUGAGGACUACCUUCAACGUAAGGACCUGUACACCACACUCCACAUGACUGUAGCGAAACCUGCAUUUGUCUCUGCAUUUAGACACAUUCCAGGCUCCACCUCCUCAAAGAGAGCUCCCCUCCGCACGGCUCCUGCGCCACGCCUUCCUGCUGGCAGAGGCCAGCAAUGUGCAGGAUUACCGUAGCCAGAUCCUCUCCACAUUUGGCACAGUGCUGAAAAUGGAUUCCACCAAGAAAGUCCCCAAUGUGCGGCACGGCCCUAACAGGUUUACCUGAUAAGUGGCAUUGCACGGUGGAACUCAGACAAGAGCUCAGAUGCCGUGUUUGGUGGCAAAGGACGGCACCACAGGAUCUACUCGGCGCCGCUGAUUGACCGCCUCUCUGUUUGGAGAGACUGUGGAGGAGAAUUUCCAGGCCCCUGCUGACGUCCCUUCCAAUGAGCUGCUUGGGCUGGAGUACCUGUUCAGCCAGAGCACCAGUGAAUCUGGACCCUUCUCUCUUCAGGACAUUGUCAACGAUGGACUUGGUCCAGAGGAGGAGGUGGUUCAGCCUGGGCAGCCCGAUCCAGAUCCUGAGGCAGACGAGGCGUACCAGAGCAACGUGGAGGCACAUGACGGUGUGCUGGAUGCCGUCCUGCCCCACAUUACGCUCACCAGCGACAAAACCUCCACUGUUCACCCUCCAGACUUUGAGGUUGCCUGCAGUCCAAACCCUCUUCCUGGCUUUCAAAAGUUGGAAAUGCCACCUCCAUCUCAUCUGCACUCCUACCUCCAGCACCACACCAGCCAGCAUUCCUCCCUCCACCAGACUACCCCCUGAUGGAAUAUGCGCCCACACCCAGCAUGGCAGGGACAAAGGGAAGGACAGACAUAAUCAUGCCACUCUCCCAGGCUCAACCACCACUGCCACCUGUGCAUCUGCCAGUGACAAAAACCCCUGCCACCUCUACCAUCACCAGACUUGUGCCCUCCCUCUCUGCAUCUACAGCAACCCCUGGGAUUGCUGGCCCCUCCACACAGCCCAUAAUGCCUGCCAGUCAGGCUCUGCCCACAAUGCCCACUACUAGCACAUCGCACAGUACUGGCAGUCCUUCAUUCUGGGCUAGAUCUACACAAUACAAGCGUAAGGUGAAGGAACACUCCACAGAAUUAGGACGCAAACUGUCUCAGGUGCAUAAUCUCCCUAUCUGUACACUCUGUGGUCAACCAACCCAGGGACAUAAAAAAUACAAGAAAAGACUUUCUGUAGUGCUGUUUUUUUUU